AUGCUGAUUCCCAAGGCCGACCGCAAGCUCAUUCACGAGUACCUCUUCCGCGAGGGUGUUCUCGUCGCAAAGAAGGACUUCAACCAGCCCAAGCACGGCGACAUUGACACCAAGAACCUCUAUGUCAUCAAGGCCUGCCAGUCUUUGACCUCGCGCGGUUACCUCAAGACCCAGUUCUCGUGGCAAUGGUACUACUACACCCUCACCGCCGAGGGCCUUGACUACCUCCGCGAGUGGCUCCACCUCCCCGCUGAGAUCGUCCCCCAGACCCACAUCAAGCAGCAGCGCUCC
Molecule: messenger RNA, 291 nt
Organism: Aureobasidium subglaciale EXF-2481
Lineage: Eukaryota; Fungi; Ascomycota; Dothideomycetes; Dothideales; Saccotheciaceae
Exons: 3
Cellular component (GO): cytosolic small ribosomal subunit
Molecular function (GO): structural constituent of ribosome; RNA binding
Source: RefSeq, a predicted model, not a curated record